Malassezia pachydermatis is the source of this 420-nucleotide messenger RNA. RefSeq lists its product as hypothetical. Lineage: Eukaryota; Fungi; Basidiomycota; Malasseziomycetes; Malasseziales; Malasseziaceae. The record is from RefSeq and is a predicted model, not a curated record. Bases 1 to 420 code for a protein of 139 amino acids. Gene Ontology annotation, cellular component: cytoplasm. Gene Ontology annotation, molecular function: phosphatase activity. The transcript is spliced from 3 exons.
AUGGCGCCGACUAGCCGCAUUUACCUUACCCGACACGCUCAGGCGAUGCAUAAUGUGUCAGAAGACACGACCAUUUCCGACGCCGUCCUCACGCCUCUUGGCCAUCAACAGGCGGCUCGUUUGGCCACGCUCACACCAGAAAUUCAGUCCGUCGCCGAGGUGAUUAUCUCCUCGCCACUUCGACGCACGCUCCAAACCACAGCGGCUGGAUAUGCACCGGCGAUCGAGCGUCUAGGAGGGCAUGCUAACAUUGUAUGUCUGCCGCAAUUGCAGGAGUGCAGCCACAACCCUUGUGAUACUGGCUCCGCACGCGAGAUCCUUGAGUCACAUCCAGAGUUCAGCAAGUACAACCUGAGCCUCCUUACGCCUGAGUGGAUCAGCAAGAAAGACUUUUAUGGUGCGUACCGCUUUCGCUUAUGA